Molecule: messenger RNA, 957 nt
Organism: Microthlaspi erraticum
Lineage: Eukaryota; Viridiplantae; Streptophyta; Magnoliopsida; Brassicales; Brassicaceae
Source: the annotation of a GenBank genome assembly
AUGAUUGGACAAAGCUUCCCGGAGGAUCUUGAUUGUGGCAACUUCUUUGACAACAUGGACGACCUUCUUGAUUUCCCCGGUGGAGAUAUCGAUGUCGGUUUCGGCAUCGGUGACUCCGACUCUUUCCCUAACAUCUGGACUACUCAGCACGACACGUGGCCCGCCGCUUCUGAUCCUCUCUUCUCCUCCAACACCAACUCUGACUCUUCUCCUGAGCUCUAUGUUCCGUUUGAAGAUAUUGUCAAGGUGGAGAAGCCAACAAGCUUUGUAGAGGAAUCAUUGGUUGAGAAGAAAGAAGAUUCGUUUUCGACAUCUUCUUCUCAUAGCCAAUUCAGGAGCUCAAGUCCAGUGUCGGUGCUCGAAAGCAGCUCCUCAUCGUCACAAACGACCAACAACACAACCUCCCUCGUCCUCCCGGGGAAGCACGGCCGUCCACGCACAAAACGCCCUCGUCCUCCGGUCCAGGAGAAGGACAGAGUCAAAGAGAGUGUCUACGGAGCGGACUCGCGCCUCAUCAUUAGAAUACCAAAGCAGUUUCUCUCCGAGCACAACAAGAUGAUCACCAAGAAGAAGAAGAAGAAGGCCAAGAUUACUUCCUCCUCUUCUUCGUCAGGGUUUGAUCUUGAAGUGAGUGGAAACAACAACGUUGAUGAUUCCUACUCUUCAGAGCAGAAUCCGGUUAGGAAGUGUAUGCACUGUGAGGUGACAAAGACACCACAGUGGAGGCUUGGACCUAUGGGUCCAAAGACGCUUUGCAAUGCGUGUGGCGUACGUUACAAGUCUGGAAGGCUUUUCCCUGAGUACCGUCCAGCUGCUAGCCCAACGUUUACUCCAGCUCUUCACUCAAACUCACACAAGAAGGUGGCUGAGAUGAGAAGCAGGAUGUGUAGUGACGGGACAGAAGAGAAUGAUCUGCAAGAACUGAUUCCGAACAGUGCCUACAUUGGCGCAGACUAG